Messenger RNA from Carassius auratus (goldfish), 1106 nucleotides. Its product is annotated as NADH-cytochrome b5 reductase 3-like. The transcript is spliced from 9 exons. Bases 122 to 1018 code for a protein of 298 amino acids. Gene Ontology annotation, molecular function: FAD binding; oxidoreductase activity. Gene Ontology annotation, cellular component: mitochondrion. The record is from RefSeq and is a predicted model, not a curated record. NCBI's taxonomy places the organism in Eukaryota, Metazoa, Chordata, Actinopteri, Cypriniformes, Cyprinidae.
UAGCCCCUCCCUAUCCAGGAAGCGAUUGACGUUUUGAUAGGGAUCUUACUUUCUAGUAAAGUUAUUCGUUGUCUGUAGUCUUCGUUGCAUGAUAGUGUCUCACUAAACACAACAGGAGAAAAUGUCUUUCAUCUUUAACCUCAUCUCUGGCAGCUUUCAGUUCGUGUUUGAUUUUAUCCGGAGGCUCUUUGGCAUAAAAAGAAGACCUGCCAUUACCCUUGAAGACCCUGAUGUGAAGUAUCCAUUACGUCUUGUGGACAAAGAAAUUAUUAGUCAUGACACAAGAAGGUUUCGCUUUGCUUUAAAAUCACCGGAGCAUGUUCUUGGACUUCCUAUUGGACAGCACAUUUACUUGUCUGCCAGAAUUGAUGGCAACCUCGUGGUGAGGCCUUACACCCCUGUGUCUAGUGAUGACGACAAGGGCUUUGUUGAUCUGGUUGUGAAGAUAUACUACAAAAAUGUCCAUCCUAAGUUUCCUGAGGGUGGGAAGAUGUCCCAAUACUUGGAGAGCCUUCGUAUUGGUGACACAAUUGAUUUCAGGGGACCAAGUGGACUGUUGGUUUACAAAGGCAAAGGAUCAUUUGCAAUCAAGCCUGAUAAGAAAUCUAACCCUGAAAUGAAAACUGCAAAACAAGUUGGCAUGAUCGCUGGAGGAACAGGCAUUACACCUAUGCUCCAGAUAAUCCAAGCAAUCAUGAAAGAUCCAAAGGAUGAGACCAUGUGUUACUUACUUUUUGCAAACCAGACCGAAAAAGACAUUCUCCUACGUCCUGAGUUAGAAGAGAUCGUGGUCAAUCACCCGAAUCGUUUUAAGCUGUGGUUCACUGUUGACAGGGCUCCAGAUGGUUGGGAGUACAGCCAAGGCUUCAUCAAUGAGGAGAUGGUGAAGAACCAUCUUCCUCCACCCGCAGAUGACACACUCAUCCUCAUGUGCGGACCUCCUCCCAUGAUUCAGUUCGCCUGCAACCCCAGCCUGGACAAGGUGGGCCAUUCCAGUGACAGGCGCUUCACCUUCUAGAAGGAUGUCACCUGAAACCAAGCAGUUAAAAAGUCAAAAUUAAAACCAUGCUACCACCUGCAAGAUGCUCUCAUAUAUUCCACAUGCA